Messenger RNA from Thermothelomyces thermophilus ATCC 42464, 1704 nucleotides. RefSeq lists its product as uncharacterized. NCBI's taxonomy places the organism in Eukaryota, Fungi, Ascomycota, Sordariomycetes, Sordariales, Chaetomiaceae. Bases 1 to 1704 code for a protein of 567 amino acids. The record is from RefSeq and is a predicted model, not a curated record. The transcript has a single exon.
AUGCCUGAAAACGAAGGGCACCUAAGCACCAAGAGGCCCCCCUUCGCCGACCGCACCAGCCUCCUCCGCCGUCUCAUCGCGCAAGACUCCCGCGAUGAACUCAAACGCGUCCUAGAGAUGGACGGUCCGGAAAGGAACACAGCCUUACCCAGCUCGCAACAUCUGCGGCCCGAGCAAGGUGACAAUGGCGUGUACGCACUUCUGAAGCUGGCCAUCGCCCACGACGCCGUGUCUUGCUUCGGCUUGCUCAUUCGCUGGGCCGACACCGACGCCGACGCCGACGCAGCCCCCAGACAAGAACAGCAACAACAACCCAACAAACCCCGCUUCGACCUCGAGCGCGUGUACCGCGCCGCCCGCCGCGCCGCCCUCCGCGACGGCCGCCUCCGCUGCCUGCUGUAUCUGCACGACCGGGACCGCAAGCGCCACGGCGGCGGCGGCGGCGGCGGCGGCGGCGUCCUAGGUGACCCGGCCGAGCUGUACGCCACCCUCCUCGAGCGCGCCCGCUCGCCCGCCGCGGUCGUCUGGCUGGCCCGCCGCUUGCUUCCCGCUUCGACGGUGGCCGACUACGGGGAGAUUCUGGCCGCGCAGUGCGCGGAUCCGUAUGCGCAGCCAGCAGUGGUGGAGAUGCUGGUCGGAUUGGUGGUCCCUCCUCCGGCUCCGGGCCGCCGCCGGGGAAAAGUAGUAGAAGAAGAAGAAGAUGACGAUGAUGAUGAUGAUGAUGAUGACAAAGAAGAAGUAAUAGGAGACGGGUGCCCGGCGCUAUCUCCGGCGCUGUGUGCGGCCGCGGGCGCGCUGCGCGUGUCCGUCAUCGAGGUGCUGCUGAGGUACCGGCCUCGAGCGUUUGCGGCCGUCGCGGAGCUGGGCGUGGACGCGGCGGCGGAGCGCGGCGAGAACCCGCUCCUGUGCGCGCUGGCGCAUCCGCUGCCGGGGAAGCCCGAGCGUCCUCCGGUCCCGAUCGAUUCUGUUGCCAUCGACGGCGGCGACGAGGAUGAAACAGCGCGGGCGGAGGAGGAGGACGCGGCAAGCGAGCUUGGUGGUGUGGAGGAGGAAGAUGAUGAGGAGGCCGUGGUAGCCGAGCUGAAGAAGAGAUGGACAACCGAGACGAGGCAUGUCGCCGCGGCCAUGCACGUUGUCGUGCGCCGCCUCGUCGAGCUCGCGCGCGUCGAGUUGCGAGCGCCCGAGUGCCAGCAGCUGCUCGCGGACCUGCUCGACCAGGCCGCCAUGGUGUAUGCAUUCUGCCUCAGGGAGUUCCUCCUCCGCAACCUCCCCUGGCUGCUAGCGUACCAUCCCAUGCUGAGGGUGAGCCUGCUAAGCCCCAACAAGUCCAGCGCGUCUACCGGCGCCCGUAAUGCCGCCGGCUGCAGGGAGGAUGAUACCCUGUACACGAACGAGGAGAUUCACGGACACCCAGAGAGAAGAGAGCCGGACGUGGAGCAAGAAGUGAGCUUCACCUGGGUCAAGGGGCUCGACCCCAAAUGGGCGAGGGGCGCAUUGGAGUGCUGCCUGAUGGGCUCAAUGCAGGAUCUGGUUAAGGUGUGGAAUCUCUUGUUUACGCCGACAACGGCAGAUGCAGCCGAGAAAUAUCUCGGGGUCCGCCUGAAAAGUUUGGGUGGCCAUGAUCCCGUUGAACUGUUGUGGGCAUUGCUCUUGUCCGAGGGAGAAGCAGCCUCACCUCUCUUUUCUCCUCAAAUACGGACUUAG